Molecule: messenger RNA, 3178 nt
Organism: Phycodurus eques (leafy seadragon)
Lineage: Eukaryota; Metazoa; Chordata; Actinopteri; Syngnathiformes; Syngnathidae
Gene: cldn23l
Product: claudin 23-like
Exons: 3
Coding region: 349-1098 (249 amino acids)
Biological process (GO): bicellular tight junction assembly; cell adhesion
Cellular component (GO): plasma membrane; bicellular tight junction
Molecular function (GO): structural molecule activity
Source: RefSeq, a predicted model, not a curated record
CAGACACGCACACACUGGGCAGAAGGUGAGACAGAGAAGCAGACGGGCGGGAGGCUAGCGGAAAAGGAAGGACGCAAGGACAGACCCAAACACAAGCUCGGACACAGAAAGGGGAGGCAGCCGCAGAUGAAUAAGGACGAGAUGCUUGCACCAUCUGCGCCGCGUUUGCUCUUCUGAGAGCAGCAACUGAUUUCUUACUAAAUGAUUGGCAUGAAGACUCAUCGGCUCUACAAGAGGAGCGACAUCGUCCGGAGCCGAUGGUUCUUCAGCGUCCCGCCACAUCGGAUCUCUCUGGAAGAGCUCUAAGCCUCUGAAAGCCGAAUCCGCACAGUUCGAGGAAUCAGGGUAAUGCAGACUCCGGCGUCCAUGGUGAUGGGGAUCGUCUUCGCCCCCUUGGGUCUGGUGCUGCUCUUCACCGCUGCCAUCACCCCUCAGUGGAGAGAGGCCCACACGCGUCUGGACUUGGCCGGGCCUGGCUCUGUUCUCCUCAGGACGGUGGUGAAAAGCCACGGUCCCGGGGUCCGCCCGGCAACGACGGACAGUCUGCUGCUGGUCCGCUCUGAUGGGCUAUGGGAGAGUUGUCUGCAGUUGGAGCACUCCGAGCUGAAGCAGUGCUGGCCAGCGGCGGGUCCUUAUCAGAGAGACCGCCGGGUUCGCCUGGCGCAGGGCUUGGUCUUGACAUCCCUGUUCCUGUGCGGCACCGGCAUCCUCCUUGCCUGCAUCGGGGUCCGCUGUUGGACGGAUCUCCCGCUUCGCGGGGUGGCGGCCACGGGCGGGCUCCUGGUGGUGGUAGCUGGGCUGCUCAGCAUGACCGCACUGGUGGUCUACACCCACAACCUGCACAGGCUGGGGACGGAGGACACCCAGAAAGACCUGAACAACACCAGGUUCCCUCAGCUCAGCUUGCGUCCAGCUGGUUCCCUCUACUUUGGAUGGUUGGGUUCGUGCUUACAGGUACUGGGAGGGGGCGCCCUCAUGUUCAGCUUCAAAAGACCGCGAUGCAGAACCUGCCCCGAGUUCGCAGCCUGCCCCGCGUGUCGGCCGUGCUCUGAGAUUCGCAACAAGCCCGACUCCGACAUGUAUGAAGUCAGCUGUUAAAAUGUGAUUGUGAUUUUAAAAUUCAUCUGCAACAGUAAUCCAGUGCAGGGGUUCUCAAACCGUUGGGGUCCAAGGACCACUUUUUAUAUUAGACAAAAGUAUGGCUUGGCUAAAUUAAGUUCCCCCUGUCAGUUUAACAAUGGCAUUUGGCACCAAGAUUCCACAAGGCAGCGCCAAAGCAAUGUUUUCAUAUGGGACAUGACUUUGGCCUGAGCACAAAAACAGCAAAUUGGCAAGAUGCGUUUGCCCCCCCAAACAGAUUGUCUAAUACGCAAAAAUUCAAGAAUGGUGAACUGUGAAUGUUCACUGUAAACUUUACAAAAACAAAGACAUAUUUUGAUGAGAUGAAAAGUCAUACUCUUACAAGAAUAAAGUUAUAUUUGUCCAAGACUAUGACAAGGGAAGAAAAUCAAUAUUUUAACAAGUGAAUUUAAAAAAUACAUAUUUAUUUUAUUCCCGUAAAUUAUGCCGUUUAUUCUGGAAAAGACGCCAAUAUUUUGUCUUAAAAAAAAAAAAGACUGGGACUAGCUUCUCGAAAACAAAUACUCCUUUUGUUCUCCCCUCACAAUACGACUUCAUUCAUGUAAUAAAACACAUUUUGUUCUAAAAUGAUGACUUUAUUCAUGCAGGGAUGUCAGAUUUAUGUGAAAUGGCAGAAUCAUAUCAGAGCUUUUAAUUCGCCCAAACCUAAGAGGGAGGAGUAAUUGGUUUAAUGUUUGCUUAACUGGCACACUGCUCCCAAUAUGUACUGUAGGUAUGCACUUUUUUUGAAAAAAAACAUUAGUCAUAACCUAUUGUAAUUUAGUUUGCGGAGCCCAAGUUACAGCUCGCAGAACCCCGGAGGUCCCUGCAGUUUAAGAACCCCUGAUACAGUGUGUCACGCAAAGACAUUGCUCCAUUGCCUCGCCUAACUGCUGCCAAGUGUGACAAUAAUCACCUUUUUCAGACAGUCACUGCGGUUAUGACUGAUGUAUGAGUAUGUUCUUAUGCCGCCUCUGACAGCCUUGCUUUGUACUGUUAAACUAGAAAAAAAAAAAAAUCAUCACACAGUGUCUGACCAUAAGUACAGGGUGUCUUUGGUUUAUGUCAGUGGUCCGUUUCUUCCCAAAAUUGUACGUAAGGCACUGUUGUCAAUCACUAACCUAUACUAACGCAGUUGUAGUCAUUGUUACAGUAAAUAUUGGUAUGAAAAACACUUCAAGGUCAUAAAUACCUGGAUAAAACCUUCCAACGAAAAACUAUAAGUACGGCUGUAACAGCGCGUGCCUUCUUGUGUUUCAUGACCACAGAUUCUUAACCUGGGAUCGCCAUUUGUCGAGACCGCCGUAAACUGUGGAGCCCUCUAUUCAAUGUCAACUUACUUUAAUAGUUGUUUAAGACUGGAUUUACAGUACAAUGCUAGGGACAAUUCCCCCCCCCCAAAAAAAAAAACAAAAAAAAAACAUUUACAACUGCCUAUUGCCACAUGAUGGCACCAAAGCACUACUUUUAUAAAAGACAGGGCUUUGGCUUGAGGUCAGAAACAGCAUGUUUUUCAGAAAAUAUAGACAGGGUUCGAAACGAAAUCCACAAAUAGGUGAUUUUACAAGUAGCAACUAUAUCCAAGGAACCAUGCACACGGCUCAAGAGACACAACCCUGAUUUGUUUGCUCCCGAAGAACAAAUGUUUAAAAUCAGACAUCCUUAGAUCGCACAUGUAAUGAUUUAUGAUCGUAAAUAUUGAACAGGUGUAACACUUACAAUUGUUGGCCCUGACCGUUUUCCAAGAGUUAGAAAAAAAAACACUUAACCGACCCCACACCACAGGAUAAUCAUUCAGGAUAAUCUUUUUAGAGACAUCUGAGAACCAGGCCUUUGCUGACUUUAAUCACAAUGGAGGAGAAUAUACUUAUUAUUAUUAUACAAAAACUGUUUCCUUUUUAUUUGAACUGCAGUAGAGGGCAAAGAGAUUCACUGUAAAAAUGAAGAAGAAGAAAAUUGGGCACAGUGUAAAUCCAGCCUUAGUCACUAGAAUCUUUUUUGUCCAUUUGUUUGCAGCAAAAAAAAAAAAAAAAAAGUUUUCUUAAAAGCUCAGUCCACC